UCUGCAGCGGGUUCUGGCCUAGAGUGAUGGCUGAGGAGAACCACACUACUCUGCCCGAAUUCCUCCUUCUGGGAUUCUCUGACCUCAGGGCUCUGCAGGGCCCCCUGUUCUGGGUGGUGCUCCUGGUCUACCUGAUCACCCUGCUGGGCAACUCCCUGAUCAUCCUCCUCACGCGGGCCAGCCCCACCCUGCACGCCCCCAUGUACUUCUUCCUGCGCCAGCUCUCCGUGGUGGAGCUCCUCUACACCGCUGACAUCAUGCCUAGGACCCUGGCUGACCUCACCUCCUCCCACCCCCAGGCCAUCUCCUUCCAGGGCUGUGUAGCCCAGAUGUACACCUUCAUUGUCCUGGGCAUCUCGGAGUGCUGCCUGCUCACAGCCAUGGCCUACGACCGGUAUGCCGCCAUCUGCCGGCCCCUACACUACUCCACCCUCAUGAGCCAGAGGGCCUGUAGGGCCAUGCUGGGCACCUCCUGGCUCCUGGGCAUCAUCACGGCCACCACCCAUUGCUCCCUCAUCUUCACUCUGCCUUUCCCCAGCCACCCAGUCAUCCCGCACUUCCUCUGUGACAUCCUGCCAGUACUGAGGCUGGCAAGUGCCGGGAAACACCAGAGCGAGAUCUCGGUGAUGACAGCCACCGUGGUCUUCAUCAUGGUCCCCUUCUCUCUGAUUGUCACCUCUUACGCCCGCAUCCUGGGUGCCGUUCUAGCAAUGGCCUCCACCCAGAGUCGCCGCAAGGUCUUCUCCACCUGCUCCUCCCACCUGUUGGUGGUCUCCCUCUUCUUUGGAACAGCCAGCAUCACCUACAUACGGCCCCAAGCAGGCCCCUCUGCCACCACAGACCGCAUUCUCAGUCUCUUCUACACAGUCAUCACUCCCAUGCUCAACCCCAUCAUCUAUACCCUUCGGAACAAGGAGGUGAUGGGGGCCCUGCAGCAUGUGGUGAAGAGGCCAGUCCUCCUGCCCUAAAGGGACUCAGAGGAUG
Molecule: messenger RNA, 984 nt
Organism: Otolemur garnettii (small-eared galago)
Lineage: Eukaryota; Metazoa; Chordata; Mammalia; Primates; Galagidae
Product: olfactory receptor 10P1
Exons: 1
Coding region: 27-968 (313 amino acids)
Biological process (GO): G protein-coupled receptor signaling pathway
Cellular component (GO): membrane
Molecular function (GO): G protein-coupled receptor activity; olfactory receptor activity
Source: RefSeq, a predicted model, not a curated record